Molecule: messenger RNA, 2922 nt
Organism: Mugil cephalus (flathead mullet)
Lineage: Eukaryota; Metazoa; Chordata; Actinopteri; Mugiliformes; Mugilidae
Gene: cfap58
Product: cilia and flagella associated protein 58
Exons: 18
Coding region: 104-2692 (862 amino acids)
Cellular component (GO): cytoskeleton
Source: RefSeq, a predicted model, not a curated record
GCUAAGUAACCAACGUCAACAGCUCAAUUGAUAAAAACGCUGAUGUGUUGCCAGCUGAAAGAAUUCAAAAGAAGAGUUAUAUGCGGACUUUUUAGUUCAUAUAAUGGAGGAGACGGGACUGACUGGAGAGGACUCUUUUGAGUCCUUGGAGGAGUUCCAGAUGGUCCUCAGAGAGCUGGUUGGAGACAAGAGCAUGGACAAGAUCCGGGUGGAGUACGAGAAGCUCAUCCACGCACUGAAGAAGUCGCGAGAGAAUGAAAAGAGGCUGAUGUCUAAAUGCAGGGAGCUGAAUGCAGAGAUCGUGUCUACCUCUACUAAAGUGGCAGCUGCUCUGAAGUUGUCCCAGGAAGAUGAAACCACAAUUACUUCACUCAAGAGGGAGCUGGAUAAAGCUUGGAAAAUGGUUGAUGCUGCUCAUGAUAAAGAGAAGAAGGACAAAGAGACCAUCAGGAAUUUAAAAGAAGACGUCUCCAAGCUCACAAAAAUGGCUGAACAGCAAACUAGUCCGUCCAUGAACCAAGAACAGAGUGAUCUACUUAAAAUGAAUGAGGAGUUAACUAAGGAGAGAGGUCAGCUGCUGACAACAGUGGAGGAUCUGAGAGAACAACUGAACAAGUCCAAUGCAACCCUACAAGAGAUCGAGACCCAAAGAGAGAGUGCGCUGAAGGACAUUUCUCAGCUCAGGCAGGAGCUUCAGGUACAACAGAAUGAGAUUUCCCGAGAGAUGAGGCUAAAGGAAAAGCUGGACAAGGAGGUAAAGCAGUUGCACACUGACAUGGAGGCCAAGAUGGGUGAUAUCAAAGCUCUGAAUCUGCAAGGUCAAAAGGCUAAAGAGGAGCAGCAGAGACUGGAGCAGCAGCUAAAAGAGCUAAAGGUCAUGAAUGAGCGAUCUGCCAAGGAGCUGGAACAGAUGCAGGUAAAAAAUACCAAACUGCAGCAAGAGUGUGACCAGCUCUCAUCCACCAAAGAACAUCUCUCCCUGGAAAACCAACAAAAUGCAAAUGAACUUAAGAUGCGAGACGAGGAGGUGAGUCAGAUGCGUCAAGAGAUUGCCAAGCAAACAAAGAUGAGAGAAGCUAUUCAAAAGAAGUUCCACCAGAUGGAGGAUCAAAAAGCUGAUGUGGACGUGCAGAGGGAGACACUAAAAGCUCAGAUUGCUGCUCUAGAGAAAGACCUUGAGUCUUCACAAAAGCAAGUGGAAGUUGACAAGAAAGCUAUAGAUGAGCUGAUCCGAGAGCGAGACAUCUUAAAUAAGAACAUGAUCAAAGCUGUGCAGUCGACUGAGAAAGAGCAGAACAUUGUGAAGCUCCUCGAGCAGGACAAGAAGACCCUGGAGCACGAGAUCAGCGGUUACCGACAGGAGGCCCAAAAGCAGCGCAAGAUCAUCCAGCAGCUGGAAAAAGAACGCGACCGCUACAUCAACGAGACCAGCAGCCUCAUGCAGAAGGUGCAACUAAAAACGAAUGAUGUUGAAGUUAAAGAGAUGGAGAUAUUUGAUUGGAGGAAGAAGGUCACCGAGGCAGAGUGCAAACUCAAACAGCAAGAGAACCUGCUAGAGUCCGUCGUGUCUGAAAGGAACCUCUACAGCAAAAACAUCAUCGAGGCUCAGGAAGAGAUCGCAGAGAUGAAGAGAAAGAUGAAGACCAUGAACAACCAGGUCACUCGGCUGAGAGAUGAGAUUAGUGGAAAGGAGCUGGCCCUCGCAAAGGAUCAGCAGGAACACAAGCGCUUAGAGAAAGAUAACGAGGCCCUCAAGGGGGAGCUGCAGUUGCUGAAGCAGCAGCUUGACGAAACUAAGCAGCGCGUUGACAGUCAGAGAGCAGAACAGCAAAAACUGCAGAAGAUAAUAGUCGAUGCUGAUGCUGAGCAGAUCCAACAGAAGAAACAACUGGAGCAGGUGAUCAGAGAGCGGGACAACCUGGGCAAACAGCUGCUCCAUCGCAACGAUGAGCGGGCAUUGCUGUAUGAGAAGAUCAGGAUCCAGCAAUCAAUCCUGAGCAAGGGGGACUUUCACUACAACCAGAGGGUGGAAGACAUCCGGCUCCUCAAGCUGGAGAUCAAGAAGCUCAGACGCAAGAAGAGCAUCCUGGACAAAACUUUGCCCAACACAGAGGACCUGAGGCAAGAGCUGUUCCACCUGCAGAAGCAGCUGCUCAGAGAGAGAGCAAGGAACAGUGUCCUGGAAGAACAGCUGAAGCCCAUAAAUAUUCACAGAUGGAGGCGACUAGAGGGCAGUGACCCCGGCAAAUAUGAACUCAUCCAGAAGAUUCAGUCCUUACAGAAGCGACUGAUCACCAAGACCCAGGAGCUUGAAGAGCGAGAACUCUUAUUACAGGAAAAAGAGAAGCUGUACGUGGAGCUGAAGCACAUUCUGGCCCGUCAGCCGGGUCCAGAGGCUGCUGAGCAGCUCCAGCACUGCCAGUGGACCAUCAGAGACAGAACCAAAAAGCUCAAGGUGCUUAUAGCAGAGCUGAGGAUGCUUGACUCACGGAUGAAUGAAUACAAAAGUGAGAAUCAAAGACUGGCCAAUGAGCUAGCAAACAUUAAGAAGAAAUACCUCAGUCAGAAAAAGCUCCACAGUGAGCAGAAGACAAAGACCAAGGUGGAGCAGCUGGAACCUCUGCCCCAACUGAGCAGCAAACCUCACUUCACUGGAGGAGGCUUCAGGAUUAACAACCCUGUGAGAAGAUAGUGGUCAUUAUUAAGAGAUGACCUUUAAAUCCAUCCCCCUGAUAGCCUGGCAUAAUUAUCAGAAUAUGAGUCAUUUUGAUUUCACAUGUUUCAGCCGAUACAGAGGAAAAAAAUAAUGAGAUAGACUAAUCAGAAGUGGUAAACAAAUUCAACUCCACAGCACUCAGACGACAUGGACGAUUAUGUCGCUGUUACUCUUCUGUCACUGCAUAAAGCCUGCUCAACACAUUU